CAUAGUGGUGAAACUGUGGAAGGUAGCUGGCAAUGGCUUCAAAUUUGAGAGCAAAGACGGCUAUCAUUUCCAAAACCCUAACGAGACCCCGCCCUGCUGGGGCCUUCUAUGCCGUUUCUUCCUCCUAUAUCUCCACCUCUUCUGCUGAUACCGCCGCCUCCGCCGCCGCCUCUUCUUCUUCCCAAUCUCCUCAUGAUAAAGAGAAAGGAUCAAAAUGGACAAGAUGGUUUCUUUUCCUUCCCGGAGCUAUCACUUUCGGCCUUGGAACUUGGCAGAUUUUCAGAAGGCAAGACAAGAUAAAGGUGUUGGAUUAUAGACUGAAAAGGUUGGAAAUGGAACCUUUGAAACUAAAUGGCAUGUCUCAUUCGAGUGAGAUAUUGGAAACUUUGGAGUUUAGGCGAGUUGUGUGCAAAGGAGUUUUUGACAAUGGAAGGUCAAUCUAUAUUGGGCCUCGUUCUAGAAGCAUUUGUGGAGUGACUGAAAAUGGCUACUAUGUCAUUACUCCCUUAAUGCGAAUCCCUGGUGAUGCUGAGAGUGUUCAAUCACCAGUUCUUGUAAAUAGAGGAUGGGUCCCACGCAGCUGGAGAGACAAAUCUUUUGAAGUUCCAGAAGACAGGGAGAAGUCUUCAAGUAUGGAUGCUGUUCCUGCCCCACCGAAUGAACAAAGUUGGUGGAGAAUAUUUCAGUCCAAGAAGCAAAAAACUGUUAAGGAUCAAGCCUCUGCUAUUACUUCUGUGGAAGUUAUUGGAGUUGCCCGGGGUAGUGAAAAGCCAAGCAUAUUUGUUCCAGCAAAUGAUCCAAAUUCUGGACAGUGGUUCUAUGUUGAUGUUCCAGCAAUUGCUGUUUCUUGUGGGCUUCCGAAGGAUACUCUUUUAAUUGAAGACAUCAAUGAAAAUUUUAAUCCAAGCAACCCUUAUCCUAUUCCAAAGGAUGUCAAUUCCUUGAUUCACAGUUCAGUUAUGCCUCAAGAUCAUCUAAAUUAUACAUUGACAUGGUAUUCUCUGUCUGCUGCAGUUACAUUUAUGGCUUUCAAGAGGCUUAAACCAAAAAUUAGUAGGAGAUAGCAAGCAUUACUCUAGGAGGUUUGCACUGGGGCCCUGGGACAAGCCAACAAGCAUUGAAUCUUCGAGAGACAUUGCUGCUUGCAGACCAGAAUACUUUAUGAAGCGGGUGGAGCCGUUGAGAAUGUAGUCGGAAUGGCUAUUCCGAUAGCACCACCUGCAUUUUGAUCAGUGGAAAGGAACAGAUGAGUUUUGCUACAUUUGAUAUUUUGUUUUGGCUUUAAACAAAAUAAAAUUGGAAAAAAAAGGAACCCUUUGCUAUUUUUCCUAGUCUAGAAGACAAGGAAAAAGUAAAAUGACAAUGGAAAGAGGAAGAGAGAGGGAGGAUUGAUUAAUGUCUGGUGCUAUAGAGAACUUAUUUAUAUUUGUUUUCAACUUUGCAUGUGAAGGUUCACUAAAGCUGAGAAUGUAUUGUUUAUAG
Molecule: messenger RNA, 1482 nt
Organism: Hibiscus syriacus
Lineage: Eukaryota; Viridiplantae; Streptophyta; Magnoliopsida; Malvales; Malvaceae
Product: surfeit locus protein 1-like
Exons: 7
Coding region: 33-1064 (343 amino acids)
Cellular component (GO): membrane
Source: RefSeq, a predicted model, not a curated record